AGCAGGCAAAUGUGAAGCAGACUGACAAUAGCCACACAUCUCUGCCAGCUUUAAAAGAGGAAGAUGUUGAAGAGCAAAUCUUUGAUCCCAUCUCUGACUGCACACAAGCUUGCCUGUCUGUUGAGAAUGAUCUAGAGGUGAGAAAAGAGAAAUCCAGUGCUGAAAGGAAGAGGGACAAAGAGUGCUCUGUCAAUAUUACAAAAGAGAAAACACAAGGCCAGAAGAAAAAAAGGAGCUCUCGCAGCACAGAACAUAAUGAACCAACGAAAAAUAAGAAGGCCAAGAGGGAAGAUGACGAGGACAAGGAAAAACAGAAAGAAAAAGGACAAGCAAAAAAAGCUGAUGAUGAAGCUGGGAAAUGGAAAUGGUGGGAGGAAGGGAAGCACGCCGAUGGUCAGAAGUGGAAAAGUCUUGAGCAUAAAGGGCCUCUCUUCCCACCAGAAUAUGAACCUUUACCAAGCAAUGUGCCAUUUUUAUAUGAUGGAAAGCCUGUGCAACUUAGCCUGGCUGCUGAAGAAGUAGCAACUUUCUAUGCCAAGAUGCUGGAUCAUGAGUACACCACCAAGGAGAAUUUUCAAAAUAAUUUCUUCACUGACUGGAGGGAGGUAAUGACAGAAGAUGAGAGGAAAUUAAUCAAGAAGCUGUCCAAGUGUGACUUCAGCAAAAUCCAUAAAUACUUUGUGGAAAAGUCAGAAGAAAAGAAGAACAUGACCAAAGAAGAAAAACAGGUUUUAAAGGAGGAAGCUAAUAAACUAACCGAGGAGUAUGGAUUCUGUCUGCUGGAUGGACAUAAGGAGAAAAUAGGCAAUUUUCGUCUGGAGCCUCCAGGGCUGUUUAGAGGACGAGGGGAACACCCCAAAAUGGGCAAGCUGAAGAAACGCGUCCAGCCUGAGGAUGUAAUUAUUAACUGCAGUCAAGAUGCGAAGGUCCCAGAGCCACCUGCAGGCCAUCACUGGAAGAGAGUGCAGCAUGAAAACACGGUCACGUGGCUGGCAUCAUGGGUGGAGAACAUCCAUGGACACAUUAAGUACAUCAUGCUCAAUCCCAGCUCCAAACUCAAGGGUGAGAAGGACUGGCAGAAGUAUGAAACUGCACGUAAGCUGAAACUGAGAGUGGAUGCUAUCAGACGUGAGUACCGAAAGGCCUGGACUGCUCGAGAGAUGAAACAAAGACAACGAGGAGUCGCUUUAUACUUCAUCGACAAGCUAGCUCUGAGGGCUGGUAAUGAGAAGGAUGAUGAUACCGCAGACACGGUGGGCUGCUGUUCUCUGCGUGUAGAGCACAUUACUCUCCACAAGCACCAGGAUGGUCAGGACUACGUAGUGGAGUUUGACUUCCUGGGCAAGGACUCCAUCCGGUACUACAACAAAGUGCCUGUGGAAAAACAAGUUUUCAAAAACUUGAAACUUUUCAUGGAAAACAAGGAUCCAGAAGAUGACCUAUUCGACAGAAUUUCUACAAUCUAUCUCAAUAAGAAGCUGAAUGAGGCAAUGCCUGGACUGACCGCCAAAGUGUUUCGAACUUUCAAUGCUUCCACCACUCUGCAGGAGCAGCUGGACAAACUCACCAUCGAUGAUAUGACUGUGGAGGAAAAACUGCUGGCGUAUAACCGAGCCAACAGAGCUGUGGCUAUACUCUGCAACCACCAGAGGGCGGCACCCAAAACAUUUGAGAAGUCCAUGUUGGCUCUUCAGGAGAAGAUCAAGAAGAAAACGGAGGAAGUGGAGAAAGCCAAAAAGGAGCUGAAGCAAGCAAAGAAAGAUCACAAGGAGCAACCAUCAGAGAAGUCAAAGAAGCUGGUGGAGAAGAAGGAGAAAGCUUUGAAGAGGCUGUCAGAACAGUUAAAGAAGCUGAAGCUGCAGGAAACGGACCGAGAGGAGAACAAGGUCAUCGCUCUGGGCACUUCCAAGCUCAACUACCUCGACCCCCGCAUCACUGUGGCCUGGUGUAAGAAGCACAACGUUCCUGUGGAGAAGAUCUACAACAAGACUCACAGGGCGAAGUUUGCCUGGGCUAUUGACAUGGCUGAUGAAAACUUCCAGUUCUAACACACAAGAGGCUAUGCUUUUUUUCUCUCUUUUCUUCAUUUGUUUUUCCUUCUCAUUUCCAGUCUUUUUUAUUUCCUAUUCUUUUUAUUUUGAGCAUUUUGAACAGCUACAAUUAAUUUGUUCUUUUUUUUUUUUUUUACAGUCUUAGUUUAAAAAAAAAAAACUACUGUGAUGUCUCUCUUUUGUUGGAUUUAUGUGUGUAGUAAAAUAUGAAUACAAAGCUUGAAGGCUAUGCUUUGGUUUCUUUGGUUCUGAAUGAAAAGGCUUAUGGUUCCUCUAUUUUCAACAGCAUAGGAAGGCUGUUUGUGAGGGGGGAAAACCUUGCCCUACAGUAACACUAACUACAUUUGUGCUUAAAAGCUGUCCAAACAUUGGAACAUAACACCACGCCUUCUUGUAAAGAAAGUGUUUCCAAGUAUAGAUGAGCUUGCAAGCACAGAUUCAGUACAUUCCUGUGCUGGGAAUGAAAGCAAUAAUAGCAUUUCAGAAGUGGGUGGUGAGGAUGUGAGCUGAAAUUCUCUUAUUAUGCGAAAUGUCACACAUGCAAUGAUUACACGCUUUAAGACAAUUUGAGUGUCAAAUUCACAUGCAUAUUCUGUGUGUUGUCAGUAAUCAUUGCAGUGGUUUGGAUUUCCUCAGACCGAACCUUCCUGGGUAUUUUACUGCCUUUAAACGUAAUAAAAAUAUAUUCUUUGAAUACAUGGAUAUUCCAGAAUAUGCAGGACCAGAUGGGUAAAAAAAAAAACAUUAUUUCUAUGCCAUAUGUCCCAUGACUUCAACAGUGUCUCCAAAAAUUCAGUAAUCAAUGGGA
Ictalurus furcatus (blue catfish) is the source of this 2859-nucleotide messenger RNA. It is a transcript of the gene top1mt, whose product is annotated as DNA topoisomerase I mitochondrial. The record is from RefSeq and is a predicted model, not a curated record. The transcript is spliced from 14 exons. NCBI's taxonomy places the organism in Eukaryota, Metazoa, Chordata, Actinopteri, Siluriformes, Ictaluridae. Gene Ontology annotation, cellular component: chromosome; nucleolus. Bases 540 to 2048 code for a protein of 502 amino acids. Gene Ontology annotation, molecular function: DNA binding; DNA topoisomerase type I (single strand cut, ATP-independent) activity. Gene Ontology annotation, biological process: chromosome segregation; DNA topological change; DNA replication.